This is a messenger RNA of Vicugna pacos (alpaca), 461 nucleotides long. RefSeq lists its product as uncharacterized. NCBI's taxonomy places the organism in Eukaryota, Metazoa, Chordata, Mammalia, Artiodactyla, Camelidae. The record is from RefSeq and is a predicted model, not a curated record. Gene Ontology annotation, molecular function: protein binding.
GUGUGUAUUUGGCAGACCGCUUUUUCUCGCUCUCUCUGAACUUCCUGCUCAGAGCAGUGUAUCCCUACGGCCCUCCUUCAUCAUCACUAUGAAGAGCAUCACCGCUUGUGUCAUCCUUGCUCUGGCAGCCACUACGUGGGCUGCCUCUCUACCUGCAAUACGGCCAAAAAGCAUAGUUCAGUGCCCCAAAUAUUCUGAUUAUACUGUAUGCACCUUGGAGUACAAUCCUCAUUGUGGAUCUGAUGGAAGAGUAUACGGCAACAAAUGCUUGUUCUGCAGCGCCGUUGCGAGGAGCCGCGGCACACUUUUUUUCGUAAAAUAUGGACCAUGCAGGGUCUCCCCGGUGCCCAAGGGCCCUACGUAUAUUUUGGAAGAGUCCACAUAGAGAACUGGUUUCCCUAGGACGGUUGUGGGGACAAAUCCAGAGACCUGAUUCUUCAAUAAAAGAUUCUCAGCAGAAA